Messenger RNA from Aphanomyces astaci, 858 nucleotides. RefSeq lists its product as hypothetical. The record is from RefSeq and is a predicted model, not a curated record. NCBI's taxonomy places the organism in Eukaryota, Oomycota, Saprolegniomycetes, Saprolegniales, Verrucalvaceae. The transcript has 4 exons. Bases 1 to 858 code for a protein of 285 amino acids.
AUGACCAAAGGCAAGGACAGGGAUAUGACGGUCAUAGCGCGAAGGCGAGAGCAGUCUAGGGCAUCCAUACGGCGAUGGCGCGCCAACGAACAGGUGAAUCGUCGCCUCCUUGAAACUACUGUCCAUCAUUGGGACCCGAAGUUGCUCCUUCAGACAAUACUCGACACCCUGAGGCAGCAAGUGAACGACCUCGAGGCGGAGCUCAAGGGAAAAUUGUCGGUUGUAGGGACUGGUGUCCACGCUAUGAUUUCAGCGUCCGUCGAAGGUCAUGACUAUCGCUUGGACCAGCGCUUGGCCAAGAAGCGAUUCUUCAUUGCUCAGAAUAUGCAACUGCAGGAAGCGCUCAAGAUGCACAUGGACAACCUCAACCACGUCGCGAGCCUGAUGAGCCGUGUAGAUCCCCUAAACACCCAAGCGACGCUGUACGACGAUUCGUUCCUGCUGUACAUUACCCAGCAAACCCAAGUGAAGCUCCGGGCGAUGGACCUGCGCAGGCACUUCAGCGGCGCGGAACAUAACAUCAACGGCAUCUCAUGUGUGGCCGUGUCGCGGGGGGCGUACCAAGAUCGCUCCAUGUUCUUGCCCCUUGCGAAUCGAGUUGCCGACCACAAGGUAGUUCCGACAUUGAAUGUCGCCAUGACUGUGAUCGAAACCACAUCCUGGACGUUGUCCAACCCAAACCACCUUGAGCGGCGCUACCUCGUCGUGCAUCGCGAGCUGAGCAUGUCCAAUGAGUACACCGUUACAGUCACCGCGCUCUCCGAGAACCUGGUCCCCGCGCCCCAUGCCUUUUGCUUUGAAGCCACCAACAUCACGCCGUGGGCAUACACGAGACAGCUCGUGGGCACGUGUGUUUGA